This is a messenger RNA of Strongylocentrotus purpuratus (purple sea urchin), 969 nucleotides long. RefSeq lists its product as uncharacterized. The transcript has 3 exons. Lineage: Eukaryota; Metazoa; Echinodermata; Echinoidea; Camarodonta; Strongylocentrotidae. Bases 1 to 879 code for a protein of 292 amino acids. The record is from RefSeq and is a predicted model, not a curated record.
AUGGCUCUGUUCAUCCCAACAGCUUUAGGAUCACUUCAUAGCCACCCAUUUAAACGACGUAGUUGUGCCUCUGAAGACAUCGUCUCCUCGAUUUCUUCGGGAGACCACUGCGUAGAGCAGUCCGUAGUCGACGCUUACUUUUCCGCCGUACUGAAUUCAUCUACAUAUACUUUUCUCAAGUUCGUUGGCAUCACAAACGCAAGCAUCUGUGUCUGCGAUAGCACCGACAAGUGCACCCCACCUUCCCCCACCUUUGAUUCCACUGCAGUGGGUGCAGAGAGCGUGCCAGGCUCUGGAGAAGCUGAGGGCUCUCCUGAAGCAUCAGGAAAUUUGAGAAGCUGCAUCACGUGCAAGGAGAUAACUUCAGAUGAUGUCGUCAUAGAUCCUGGUGACACUGAACUUGUCUCGUGUGCGGACAACCCUGGUCAGAUGAUAUGCCCCGAAGGUAUCUCAACGUGUAUGACGGGCGUGGUCAACAUCGCCUAUAUGCUUGGGUCGGGGCAAACCGUUACGUUGACGGACAAGCGACGUGCUUGUGCCCCCCAAAACGUUGUCGCCUCCACUUCUCCAGGAGACCACUGUGUAGAACGAUCCGUGGUUGGCGCCUACUUUUCCGACAAUGAUCCGGCUGAGUUGUUCCCAGAUACAGAGGAAAUGAUCUUCGAUCGCCUCUUAAACGCAACCUUCUGCGUCUGUGACAGCGCAGACAAGUGCACCCCUCCUUCUCAAGCGAAUGGUGCAAAUGCCUGGGCUAAUACUGGAGGGGAUAAUAGUCGCACAAAGCCCACGAAUAGCGCAGUGAACCUCGAAUCUACUCUCGGUCUCUUCAUUGCCUCGCUUAUUUAUGCCUUAUUCUGUGGGUUAAAGGAUAUGCGAUAGAGGGCGUCUCUUUGUUGUCCCAAAUUGCUAGUUUAAAGGGAUAGUUACGACACUGGAAGUAAAUUUUGUAUGGAUCCGUCAUUUCAUGGA